This is a messenger RNA of Prorocentrum cordatum, 1141 nucleotides long. Lineage: Eukaryota; Dinophyceae; Prorocentrales; Prorocentraceae. The record is from the annotation of a GenBank genome assembly.
UUCCUGGCCACCCCCGUGGGACCCGAGCACAGCGUCGCGACCACAGCCCCUGGGCGCCCCCGUCUGCCUCCUAGCUGGCUGUGCGCUGGGGAAUUGUUGGUGCAGUGCCCAGGCAGAGGAGUGCAAGAGGUGGCAACCAGGGAAGGGGAGGAGGAGGAGGAGACGGAGGAGGGGGAACAGGGGGAGGGAGGGCAGGUCGGGAGUCAGGAAACGGCAACUCCCCCCCUGACGCUUCCCCUGACAUGUGCCCCAGCGGCCGCCGUGCCGGCGCCAAGCGCUCCGGGCACGCCGGGCGCGCCGGCGAGAGCCGGGCCGCGAAUUAGCGUGCAGAGCACGGCAGCCCUCCGUGGCGGCGCGUCUCUCGGCGCAGGGACCCCCUGCGAGAGUCGCCAGAGCGGCGGCGCGACGCGGACACAGCUCCGGCCCUGGUUCUCCGCGCCCUGCCAGCGGGGGGCAGCAGCAGGGGCAGGGAUCGCACGUCGGUCGCCGAGGCCGAGGGCGGCGCGCGGCGGGGGCUCGAGAACGGCGGGUUCCCGCCAGACUUCUCGCACCGCCCCAGGGGCGCGGGUCCAGCGCGCCUCCUCUGAUCCUCGUGGCACUACCCAGCCAGCGCGCGCACUACAUAAUGCACGCGACGCGGACGAAAUGGUAAUGGCGGAGUGAAUCCCUCAAGCGCGCCAUGCGUAGUGCAACCGCCUCUGUACGGAGCCCCGCGGCAACUCUCGCGGCUCGACCAGGCGAGGCGGAUGCCCAGAGCCCGUCGGCUCGAAGUCGUGCAUGCGCUCCAUCUGGGCCGACACGAGCAGCCCGCGGCCCUGGGGACUCCUCCUGGCUCGGGAAGUGUUGGGCCGACCACCCUGCUGCCACGAGAGCCCUGGGCCGAGGCCCAAUUCCUGAGGAUCCAGGCUCCUUCGAGCGAGGCCCCCUCUGGUCAGGGAUGUGGUCCUGAGGGCCGCCGGUCCCGCAGCCCCGCAGCUGGUCCAGGCUCAGCCAUGGCCGAGCGCGCCAGUAGUGAGGUGCAUGGCGCGGGGAGGCGAAUGAGGAAGGGGUCAAGGGGACAGACGCGGGAGAAAGAGGGAAGGCAGCACCCGAGCUCCGUGCACGGGCACGCCUUUCCGGCCCCGCGCGGGCAGUCGCGCGG